Molecule: messenger RNA, 2107 nt
Organism: Brassica rapa (field mustard)
Lineage: Eukaryota; Viridiplantae; Streptophyta; Magnoliopsida; Brassicales; Brassicaceae
Source: RefSeq, a predicted model, not a curated record
ACAUUUCAUCUCAAAUACAUAAUUGAUUUCAGAUAUAUAUUUUUUUACCUUUCCAAAUUGGAGGUUCAAGAAGAAAUGAGGUUAUAAAAACUGAGAGAAUGCACAGAUUGUAGAAUUAAUUUUGUUGUUGUUUGUGUAUUGAGAAGGAAACUUACAUCUACCAACCCAUAUAGAAUAAUAAACUUGCUAUAUUAUAGUACAAUGAUAAUUGAGUUGAAGUAUAAGUGUAUUGUCAACCAUUACCUUGCACAUUGAGCUAUCAAUAAAAAAAAAAGGUAAUGGACUUCCUUGGCGUGGGGAACAAGAAUAUCGUUAAUAAAUUUUAAAUACUGCUUUAGUCAGACUCUCGAGAUUGGUAACGUAUAUAUAAAAACACACUACUUGCAAGGUCAACAAAAACAUUACCAAAUACAAUUCAACCCAACACAAGAUUCCAUCACUUAUAUCAAAGAGUAGACACUUUCUGUUUAUAUCAUUUACACAACAAACCGAAGAGAGGCUAUGGAUAAACGACGUAAAUGCAACAACAAAGUCUCCACUUGUCUUGGUAUUGAUACAGACAACAAAGUGAAGAAACAUGACUUAGAAGCUGAGAAGCGACUCAAGAAGGUGGAGAAAGAUUAUAUCCACGCAAGCCAAAAGUAUGCAGAAGCAACAUUACAGCGGUGGAACUUACGCUGUGAGAGAGAACGUGCUAUCAAUCUCUGCUGCUCGGCUGAAAACUUCAAGAACUACUGCAAUCAGCUAGUAGAAAAACUUCAGAAGAUUCUUGACAAGCUACCUACAUCAGAAACAAAGGAAGUCAUCGAUCAUGGCGUGCAAUCCUCGAUUUUCAGUGAUUUUCGAAAGAUUAACGGAGAGGCACGCUACUAUCAAAGAAAAUUGCCAAGGAUUAACAGCAGAAAAGCUGUAAAUGAUCUUCGUAAGGAGGUUAGAAAGAAGAAGACGUGUAGAGACAAAGCUGUUUCAAAUUUUGCAUCGGUUUGUAAUCCCACAAGUCAUGACAGUUUGAGAAAAUCUGUGGAGCAGGAGAUAGUUGUUGUAAAGAAGCUGAUAAGAGAGAUCCAAAAAGACUUUGAAGAAAAACUGCAUAUAGAGCAAUAUGCAAUAAAUGUAUAUGAAUGCAUCGAACGGAAGGUGAAGCAUUUAGAGGUGAAAAAGGAACACUUGUCGGGGCAAAGGGACAUCUUGAGGCUGAAUAUAUCAAAAAUGAACACGAUUGUGACUGUUUUGCCGCCUAAGCGGGGCAAAAAAAACACAUCUUGAUGCUCAAUAUUUAAAAAAGAAACAUGCUUAUGAUCUAUUUGCCGUCUAAGUGUACAUUAAUAUUUACCAUUGGGUUGUGAUAUUUUAAGAUGGGGCUUGGAGUGUAUAUUUCACUUUUUUUCUAAACCGUUCAUCACCAAAAUUUCACUUGUAUAGUUUCACUGCGACAUGUACAUCCAAAAUAAUUGUCUCUAGUCUCAGCAGAUCGAAAGAUAAUGACAAUAUCUUGUCACAGCGUUGCUUGGAAGUCGUUCUUUGAGACUUGAACAAAUGAAAGAUGGACUAAGUGUUGUAAAUGAGAUGAUACCAUAGAAAAUACAAUUAAAAUGUAAUGGCUGAGCCACACGACUGAUAUAUAAAGAAGGGGAAGUUCAUUAUCAGAGUUAGCAGUUUGAACUGGACCCCCUAGUUAACAUAAAACUUCACUUGACUCCUAUGAAAUGAAUUCACUGAGACGCAAUCGAGACUGCACAUCAAUGCAUUUUAUGUUCCCUCAAACCGUACCGGCUUUAAACUAUAUUUGGACCUUUGGACAAAUUUUUUUUAAUGUAUUGGUUAAACAUAAUAUUUUGGACCUUUGUUGUACGAAACAAACAUAAAUAUAAAUUUAUCAAUAAAUUUAGUUAAUUUUAAGAUGGACCCAUGGCAUGUGCCAUGUUUGCCAUCCCCUAGAACCGGCACUGCCCUCAAAUAUCUCUCUUGGCAAUCCUCAGCUAUUUGAUCGUCAAGUUAUUAUAGUUUACUUAAGAAAAAUGAAAGUAUUGAUGGAGACAAUGAUGUUUAGACCAAUCUAAUUAACAUAUUGAAAAACAACAAAUAGCAUAAGUAUUUUUUUUCUUCC